This is a messenger RNA of Gymnodraco acuticeps, 2581 nucleotides long. It is a transcript of the gene ppp5c, whose product is annotated as protein phosphatase 5, catalytic subunit. Bases 30 to 1505 code for a protein of 491 amino acids. NCBI's taxonomy places the organism in Eukaryota, Metazoa, Chordata, Actinopteri, Perciformes, Bathydraconidae. The transcript has 13 exons. Gene Ontology annotation, cellular component: cytosol; nucleus. Gene Ontology annotation, molecular function: protein binding; protein serine/threonine phosphatase activity. The record is from RefSeq and is a predicted model, not a curated record.
ACUUUGCGACCUUUACGACCGUGCAGUCAAUGGCGUACGGAUCGGAAUACGGCAGUGAGAAGAAGAUGGCGGAGGGAGGUAAUGAUGCAGAGCUGCUGAAGGAGAAGGCGAAUAAGUACUUUAAAGAAAAAGACUAUGAAAAUGCAAUCAAGUACUACUCGGAGGCUUUGGAGGUCAAUCCAACCAAUGCCGUCUACUACAGCAACCGCAGCCUGGCAUACCUGCGCACAGAGUGCUACGGGUAUGCCCUGGCUGAUGCCACUAAGGCCCUGGAGAUAGACAAAAACUACAUCAAGGGGUAUUACCGCCGCGCCACUUCCAACAUGGCACUGGGGAAGUUCAAGGCUGCACUUAAGGACUAUGAUACGGUAGUGAAAGUUCGACCAAAUGACAAGGAUGCAAAAAUGAAGUAUCAGGAAUGUAACAAGAUUGUAAAACAGAAGGCUUUUGAGAGAGCCAUUGCCAGCGAUGAGAUCAAAAAAUCUGUUGUGGACUCUCUGGACAUCGAAAGCAUGACCAUUGAGGAUGACUAUGACGGCCCCAAACUUGAGGAUGGGAAGGUCACAGAGACGUUCAUGAAGGACAUGAUGGAUUGGUUCAAAGACCAGAAGAAGCUGCACAGAAAGUGUGCUUAUCAGAUUUUGGUGCAAGUUAAAGAUCUUCUAUCAAAACUACCAAGUCUUGUCGAAAUCACGUUAAAAGAGACAGAGAAGAUAACAAUUUGUGGAGACACCCAUGGACAAUACUACGAUCUUCUCAACAUCUUCAAGUUGAACGGCUUACCCUCAGAGACCAACCCCUAUCUAUUCAACGGCGACUUUGUAGAUCGUGGCUCUUUCUCCCUCGAGGUCAUCCUUACCCUCUUUGGCUUCAAGCUGCUCCACCCCGACAACUUCUUCUUGCUUCGGGGUAACCACGAGACGGACAACAUGAACCAGAUGUAUGGAUUUGAAGGGGAGGUCAAAGCCAAGUACACAGCCCAGAUGUUCCAGCUGUUCAGCGAGGUGUUCCAGUGGCUGCCUCUGGCACAGUGUAUCAACAGCAAAGUCUUGGUAAUGCAUGGUGGACUGUUCAGUGAAGAUGGUGUGACACUGGAAGACCUCAGGAAGGUUGAAAGGAACAGACAGCCCCCAGACUCAGGUCCCAUGUGUGACCUCCUCUGGUCGGAUCCUCAGCCUCAGAAUGGCCGGUCAGUCAGCAAGCGAGGAGUGAGCUGUCAGUUCGGGCCGGAUGUGACGGAGCGUUUCCUUGAACAGAAUAAGCUGGACUUCAUCGUGCGAAGUCACGAGGUCAAAACUGAGGGCUACGAGGUCACUCACUCAGGGAAGUGCAUCACCGUGUUCUCGGCACCCAACUACUGUGAUCAGAUGGGAAACAAAGGAGCAUACAUCCACCUCAGGGGAUCAGAUCUCAAGCCAGAAUUUCACCAGUUCACUGCUGUUCCUCAUCCGAAUGUCAAGCCCAUGGCGUAUGCUAACUCGCUAAUGCAGAUGGGGAUGAUGUAGAGGCCGUGCUAACCUGUCUGUGACACUGAAGACCUCCCAUCUGACCUGAACCAUCCCAGCCACCACUCUACACUCCCUAAAGUGCUCGGACAUGCUCAUGAUUAGCCCUACGGGAUCCCUCUCCCCACCGACAAACUUCAGUUAGUUGUGUAUAGAAAAUAAUGUGGCGUAGUUCAGAUGGAAGAGAUCACUCACACCAGUCCAGAACUGGCUCUGUUCCUUCAUGUUAUCAGUUAAAACUGGAAAAAAUCUCCACCUCGGUUGUUCAUUCGCUCAUGUGUUCCAUCACCUGGUAAGAACCUUUCAGAUGAGUCUCCUUGGAGCUGCUUGGUUUAAAAAAAAUAUUCGAUACACUCAGCAGAUGGGAUCAAAAAGCUGAUAUGUACCAAAGAUCUGUAAUGAAAUUGAUUGUUCAGUUUUUACAAGGACUGUGUCUCGUGACUCUGAAAACUAGCAUUGUGCUUUUGGCCUGUGUACACAGCUCAGAGGAUUGUUAACUGGGUUAAGAGCAGCAUGUCUAUUAGUGUUUCUCUAACUACCCUACAGUGUCGCUUCAAGUUUUAUUUCACAGUUUCAAAUACAAAAGUAAUUAGAUGUUUGACCCCAGUUCAAAUAGUUUGAUUGUCUCUGGGUACACUCUUAAAGGUGAUGUCUGCCAUUAGUAGUGUAUUUAGUUGGUUCGGUCGUGUAGCUGGUAACAUUUAAUUUGCACUGCUUCCUGUUGAGGAAGAUAUUGCUGCUCUCCAUGUGUUCAUCCCCCACCAUCAUUGUGCCACUCACACAAGCUCCCGCACAGUCUACUCUCUAAACCAGCUUCGGUGUAAGGCAAACACUGAUGGCACUCUAAGUCUCCCGUACUCGUUUAACUCCUGGUUACCCAUGUGUGGAUUUACACAAACGUCCAAAAUGCAAUCCUGUCUUGAAACGCACAGCUGCAUUGUCUAAUGGCCCUCAACUUUUUAGAUAAAGAAGUACACUGAUGUGUAUGUAUAUAUACUGUAUCAUUUAAAGAUUCCGUGUAAUGUUUGGAAAAAAGUAUUGAAUAAAAAAAUCCAGUCCAGUGAUUUUAGAAAUAA